GGCCAAAAGUCACGGUUGAGUGUUUCUUUCGCAGCACAGUUCGACACGGAGCGGUCCUGCAGACACCUUUCACUCAUAUUCAUUCAUUUCUCCAUCUGAUCAUGUCUGUGCCUUUGAGAUUCGACGGCAGGGUGGUGCUGGUGACCGGAGCAGGCGGAGGUUUGGGAAGGGAAUACGCACUGGCUUUCGGGCAGAGAGGAGCCGCUGUCGUCGUCAAUGAUCUGGGUGGAGAUAUCAAAGGUGGAGGCAGGAGCUCAGCAGCUGCUGAUAAAGUGGUGGAGGAGAUCAGAGCUGCUGGAGGGAAGGCUGUAGCCAACUAUGAUUCAGUGGAGGAUGGAGAGAAGCUCAUCCAGUCGGCGCUGGACGCAUUCGGACGAAUAGAUGUGGUGGUGAAUAACGCUGGGAUUCUGCGGGAUCGCUCGUUCGCGCGCACCAGUGAUGUGGACUGGGAUCUAAUUCAGCGUGUUCAUCUCAGAGGCUCGUUCCUCGUCACCAGAGCCGCUUGGAACCACAUGAAGCAGCAGAAGUUUGGCAGGAUCAUCAUGACCUCAUCCGCCGCAGGGAUUUAUGGGAACUUUGGGCAGGCGAACUACAGCGCGGCGAAGCUGGGUCUGCUGGGUCUGGCAAACACACUCGCCAUCGAAGGACAGAAGUACAACAUCCACUGCAACACCAUCGCCCCCACUGCAGGGUCCAGACUCACCGAGACCGUCAUGCCUCCAGAUCUGGUGCAGUCUCUGAAGGCAGAGUACGUGGCGCCGCUGGUGCUCUGGCUCUGUCAUGAGUCCUGCCAGGAGAACAGUGGCCUGUUUGAGGUGGGCGCCGGCUGGAUCGGCAAAUUGCGCUGGGAGAGGAGUCUGGGUCGUAUCGUCCGUCAGAAGAGUGAGUGUGUGACACCGGAGACUGUGAGAGACGCCUGGAGAGACAUCUGUGACUUCACUAAUGCUACUAAACCUGCUAGCAUACAGGAGUCGCUGCAGACGCUGGUGGAGGUUUUGUCCAGAGUGGAGGAUGAGAGAAAAAUCGGAGCAAACCCAACAGCAGUCGCAACAAACCCUGCGCAGGCUAUCGGGCAUGUGCUGCCGGACAUGACGUUCACACACACACACAUGAACUGUAUCCUGUACGCUCUGGGAGUGGGCGUGUCCAGCAGAGACCCCCAGCAGCUGCAGUUCCUCUAUGAGGGACACACACACUUCUGCUGCCUGCCCACGUUCGGGGUGAUCCCGGCGCAGGGGGCGCUGCUGGGGCUGGGAAGCGUCCCGGGGCUCGACAUCGACUUCACCAGGCUGCUGCAUGGAGAGCAGUACCUGGAGCUGUUCAAGCCUCUGCCCACAUCAGGAACUCUGACAUCUCGAGCCACAGUGUCGGAUGUGCUGGAUAAAGGCUCCGGGAUGCUGAUCCUGCUGGACGUGCACACGUACAGCGAGCAGGAGCUGCUGUGUUAUAACCAGUUCUCUGUGUUCAUCGUGGGCUCUGGAGGAUUCGGAGGGAAGCGAGCGUCCCAGAAGGCCGUGGCUACAGCGGCUGCUCCAGACAGACCUGCAGACGCUGUGGUGGUGGAGGAGACGUCUAGAGAUCAGGCUGCUCUGUACAGGCUGAGUGGAGACUGGAACCCACUGCACAUUGACCCCAACUUCGCCGCUAUGGGAGGCUUUCAGUCUCCAAUCCUUCACGGUUUGUGUUCGUUUGGUUUCGCGGCGCGGCACGUCCUCAAGCAGUACGCAGGAAACGACGUCUCCAGAUUCAAGGCCAUGAAGGUGCGUUUCGUGAAGCCGGUGUAUCCCGGUCAGUCUCUGCAGACAGAGAUGUGGAAGGAGAACAGCAGAGUUCACAUCCAGUGUACGGUGAAGGAAACCGGAGCCGUUGUGCUGUCUGGAGCUUAUAUAGAUCUACACCCUGCAGCAUCUGUGAGCGCCGGCCCGCCGCAGGCAUGUAGACACACACACACACACACACACACACACACACACACACACACACAUUCAGUUAGACACACACACACACAAACACACUCAGUCAGACACACAGAUGCUGAAGGUGUGUUUGCUCCACAGACGGAGCUGCAGAGUGAUCUGGUGUUCACUGAGAUCGAGCGCAGGAUUAAAGACUCAGGAGAGGAGCUGGUGAAGAAGGUGAACGCUGUGUUCGGCUGGGAGAUCACCACAGACGGAGAGACUCGCAGACACUGGACGGUGGACCUGAAGACGGGUCGGGGCUCAGUGCAGCGCGCCGCAGCUAAAGCAGACGUCACCUUCACCGUGUCGGAUCAGGACUUCAUGGAGGUGGUGAUGGGGAAACUGAACCCGCAGAAGGCCUUCUUCGCUGGUAAACUGAAGGUCAAAGGGAAUAUCAUGCUGAGCCAGAAGCUGGAGGCUGUGCUGAAGGACCAGGCCCGACUCUGAGCUUCACAAUCAUCACUGAUAUCUGCCAUUCAUUCACUCAUUAAAGAACAGGACACCUUUCUGUCUGCUCCUCAUAUUCUGAGGAACGCUGCCAUUCAGUCACCUCCACAGUAGAAUGCCAUGGAAAUCACUCAGCAUUCUUCAAAGUAUCUUCUUUUGUGUUCAAAGAAACUGAAAUAGUUUUUUAAUGUAAGAUAUCAUUAACAGUUUUGGGGUGAACCGUCUCUUUAAUACUGUACUGAUGCUGAACAAGAUAUAGAGAGAGCCUAAAUAACAUUAUUAAUAAAAAAUAAAACAUUAAAAAUCAAA
Molecule: messenger RNA, 2714 nt
Organism: Danio aesculapii
Lineage: Eukaryota; Metazoa; Chordata; Actinopteri; Cypriniformes; Danionidae
Gene: hsd17b4
Product: hydroxysteroid (17-beta) dehydrogenase 4
Exons: 23
Coding region: 102-2405 (767 amino acids)
Molecular function (GO): oxidoreductase activity
Source: RefSeq, a predicted model, not a curated record